Messenger RNA from Cylicocyclus nassatus, 247 nucleotides. The record is from the annotation of a GenBank genome assembly. Lineage: Eukaryota; Metazoa; Nematoda; Chromadorea; Rhabditida; Strongylidae.
AUGAGAAUGAAGUGGACUCUUAUUGGCCUUCUACUUCUUUUCAACCUUGGCACAGUGAUAAGUCUCUGCGAAGAAAUGGGUAGCAAAAAUUCUCACACCAGAAAAUUGGCCAAUGAAGGAUGUAACAUUCAUUGUAAGGCACAGAAUCCACGCAGCUUUGGCUACUGCGGAACGAGCAUGAACUGCAUGUGCGUAGUUCGGGAGCCCAAAAAAUCUACAUCAAAGUGAUUUGAGCCUGAUUGGUCUU